Messenger RNA from Physella acuta, 1837 nucleotides. RefSeq names its product nudC domain-containing protein 1. NCBI's taxonomy places the organism in Eukaryota, Metazoa, Mollusca, Gastropoda, Physidae. The record is from RefSeq and is a predicted model, not a curated record.
AACUUAAAUAAAAUGGCUUCUUUAGUGGACCUGGAACCGAAAAGAGAACUAAUAAAUCCAAAUUUUGAUCAUUACCAGCUCUCUCUUGAUUCUGUUCCUGUUUAUGAUGCAUCAUUUGAUAAAAGUAUUGAUAUAGCGAAACCAUCAGAAACAACAUUCUCAUCUCAUCAUGCUAAGCUGUUUAGCCUACACAACCAUAUUUUCUCUGAUCCAUGGCAUGAUGAUUCUGUCUACUACUGUGACCGUGAAUGGAGCAUUGGAAAAAUUUCUCUGGACAAGAUGGGUAAGCCUUCACCUUGUGACACAGUGUUCCAUGUGCCAGAUGCUGCCAACCUAAGGCUCAAACCUACACGCUUCAAUGUUUCCCUGAGCUUUCCUAGCCAGAGUCUGGCAGUCAUUGUCAAUGGUGCAGACAUGAUCUACCUCCUGGAGACUGAUGACAGAAAUUCAUUAAACAAAUGGAAGGUCUUGUUUAGUGAAACAGUUCCAGUCUCUGGUCAGGCAAGUGUUGUCAUAGAUACAGUGCAAUGGUUAGAUGGGGAGAACCACAGAGUUGAAUGCCUUCUGGCAUCAGUGGAAGAAGUUGAAGGGGAGGUAAAAGAAAAACACAGAUCACCUUGGAUUAUGGUUCUUUCGUGGCUGACACUCCUUUCAGUUGAUGGAAAGCAAUGGAGCAUUGAGAGAAACAGACGCAUUGAAGGUUCAAGGCCUUUUGAAUUUGCUUGUUUAAGCCGCAAGGGAUCAUCAGUUAUCAUUGCCUCGUCCUCGGCUUACAGAAUGGUAGAAGAUUCCGUGAAACCAGUUGAGGGUGCUGAUGCCUGGGAGAUGGUUGGUCAAAGAGAUACAAAGUCACUGUACACCUGGAAUCAGACAACCAGUGACCUCUGUGUCCACCUGACAAUUCCAGAAGGUUUGAGCAAAGCUAACCUGAGUGUGGACAUUACUGGUACCAGGCUAGAGGUGGUCAUCAAAAAUGGUGUUGAGAUGAUCCAAGGAGAUCUGCAUGCAAGAGUAGAUGUAGAUGGCAGCACUUGGACUCUCGAUGGUCGAAGGCUAGAAAUAACUCUACAAAAGGCAGAAGAAGGUCUGUGGCCAACAGUUGUAGCUGGGGACAACAGGGGGGAGCUGGUGAUGACCCCAGAGCAGGUUGAUGCUGUUCAUGCAAGGCUUGCACACCUGACAUCAGAAGAUUGGAAUCCAAAUCCAGAGUGCAAAGAGAACCCUUACAAUUCACAAAUGCUUGAGGAGUGUGACGCUGUGGACGAAGAUGGUCUACUCCUGAUGAGGAUUGAUGGGGAGACACACCAGUUAACACACAAAGCUAUCACAAGUAACCAGUACUUGUUUAGUGCCACCAUUGAUGAAUCUGGAGGUAUCCCAGCAUUCUGUCUGAGACAUGACGUGGAUGGUUUCCUGUGGCAGACUAUAGAUGGCCAGGUGGAUAAAUCCCCAUGGGAGCACAUUGGGGUGCUGAACGCAUUUGGCUAUGUCCUGGCAUCAAAACAGCAGCGGAGAUUUUGCACAUGUUCCCCUGACAUGUCCACAGCCGUGAUCGCAGAUGCCCAGCGCCACCUUUAUCUCUACAAACAGAAAGUCUCUGUCAUGACACCAUUGCGAAACAGGAAGACCGGGCAGCAAGUCAGCAGUGUUGCUAAGCAACAGGUGCUGUCACUGGAUGCCUCCCCUGAUACUAUCCUGGGUUUGAAGGUAACCAACACAAAAAUCUAUGUUGCCACUGAACAGAAGAUGUUUGUCUACACAAUAAAAGUGGACGAAUAAGACCAAUAACAAAUGUUUCAAUAUAUUGUAAGAAAUAAACUUUUUGUCCAAAACCAUG